GCGAGCGGGACGGGCUCGGGGGCCACGGGCCGCCACCUUUUGCUUUCCUGCCGGCCAUGGAGCGGCUGACGUUGCCUCCCGGCGGCGCGGCGGCCGUGGACGAUUACCUGGAGUAUCGGAGAAUUGUUGGUGAGGAUGAUGGAGGGAAACUUUUUACUCCUGAAGAAUAUGAAGAAUACAAAAGGAAAGUUUUACCUAUGCGUUUACAGAACAGAUUAUAUGUGAGCUGGCAGUCACCAACUGGAAUGGAUUGUAAACUUGUUGGCCCAGAGACGCUAUGUUUUUGUACGCAUAGGUAUAAACAACAUAAAACUGACUUUGAAACGAUUCCACAGCAGCAUCCCAUUGAUCUGCCUUGCCGAGUGACUGGCUGCCUCUGCAAGGCUUACCAUUAUGUGCCUUUGAAUGGUACCCAACCCAUUCGCUGCAGGUGCAAACACUUUGCUGAUCAGCACAGUGCUGCUCCUGGCUUUUUGUGCAACGCAUGUUCCAAGUGUUCAGGAUUCCAUAGCCCCUUCAGUUGUGCUUGUGGUCAGCCUGCAUAUACCCAUGACACAGUAGUGGAAACUAAGCAAGAAAGAUUGGCUCAGGGAAAACCAGUGGGACAGGAUGUUCCUUAUGCAGCAAUGGGAGGAUUAACUGGCUUCAGCUCACUGGCAGAAGGCUACCUGCGAUUAGAUGACAGUGGGAUCGGUGCACCUUUGGUUGAAUUUUUAGACUCUCCAGUUACCACCAUGGACCACCCAUUUCUAAAAGCAUUUCAAGGACCAUCUAGUCCCUCUAUAGAAACACUAACAAAUGCAGGUACAAGUAGUCAAGUUUCUUCCUUAAGGAGACCCGAAGAGGAUGAUAUGGCUUUCUUUGAAAGACGAUACCAGGAAAGGGGAUAAGGCAGUGAUGUGCCUCUGGAAACUGGUGUGAAUGGUAAUCAGGAAGAGGCAGGUGGACUUUGGGUUUUUUGGGAUCUUUAGUUCCAUGGAAAAGGUCUACGUUUAGAAAGUUAGAAGGCCACUGCUUAGGGUAUGUGUGCUUCUUUUUUGCUGUAACUGCAGUGGAGGAGGACAAGACCUUCAGGAGGGUAGCUGUGAAAAUGUAGAAACCAGAAUUAUAGGAAAACAUCCUUAAAGCAGUCCAUGUUCCAGAAAUAAUACAGCUGGAUUAGGUAUAUUCUGUAACCCUGUAGGGAAUGUGCAUAGGCUGGAUGUAAGGUUAGGCAUUUAAGCUUUUAAAAAAAAUUUUAGUGGCAAUCAAAAUUCAUUCUUUUCUCUAAAGUAACAUUCAUUUAUAUGUUAUUUUUAUUAAAAUGCUUCUGCAAGGUUAAAAUCAAACCAUUUUAAAAUAUGCAAUUAUGUCCCUUUAACUAUCACAUUUUAGCUUUAGUAUUUAGCAGUUUAACAACUGUAUGGAAUGACUGUGAUAAAUAAAACAUGAAUCCAAAUGAGGCAUGUGCAACCUUUUUUUCCCUUUAGAAUGGUUUACAAAUUAUUGUAUCAAUAAGUAUUUUAAAUUUACAGAUAAAAAUGGAAAAGGCUGCUACGCAGAAAGGAAAAGCUCCAUCGCUAUCAAGUACAAAACCUUCAUGAAGACUAUCAGAGAAA
Galeopterus variegatus (Sunda flying lemur) is the source of this 1598-nucleotide messenger RNA. RefSeq names its product family with sequence similarity 221, member A (gene FAM221A). Bases 57 to 890 code for a protein of 277 amino acids. The record is from RefSeq and is a predicted model, not a curated record. Lineage: Eukaryota; Metazoa; Chordata; Mammalia; Dermoptera; Cynocephalidae. The transcript has 7 exons.